Messenger RNA from Lycium barbarum (goji berry), 1563 nucleotides. Its product is annotated as glycerophosphodiester phosphodiesterase GDPD1, chloroplastic. Gene Ontology annotation, molecular function: phosphoric diester hydrolase activity. NCBI's taxonomy places the organism in Eukaryota, Viridiplantae, Streptophyta, Magnoliopsida, Solanales, Solanaceae. The record is from RefSeq and is a predicted model, not a curated record. Gene Ontology annotation, biological process: glycerophospholipid catabolic process. The coding region runs from base 92 to 1231 and encodes 379 amino acids. The transcript has 6 exons.
CAUUACAUUCAAAACAUCUCAUUCUAUUUCCCUUUAUUUGUCCAAUAUAUCUCUUCCCGUUUUCUCUCUUUAUUAUUUUUUCUAUACACAAAUGGCUCUUAAAGCCGUUCAUGUUUCCGAUGUUCCUUAUCUAGAUCAAGUCCCUGAGAAAGCUUCUCUUGCUUUAUAUUCCACCCGUUUCUCUCAAGGGGUUGAAAUUGGAAGAACAUCGUUCAAGCCAUCGAAAUUUCUAGUGGUUGGCCACAGAGGGAACGGGAUGAAUUUGUUGCAAUCGGCUGACAGGAGAAUGAAGGCCGUUAAGGAAAAUUCCAUUCUUUCAUUCAAUGCAGCUGCUAAUUACCCCAUCGAUUUUAUUGAAUUUGACGUUCAGGUGACAAAGGAUGAUUGCCCUGUCAUUUUUCACGACGACUUCAUCCUCACUCAAGAAAAUGGUACAAUUUAUGAAAGGAGAGUUACCGAAUUGACCCUCGCUGAAUUUCUUAGCUAUGGACCCCAAAGAGAAGAGGGUCUCGCUGGAAAACCUUUAAUGAGGAAAACGAAAGAUGGAAAGAUUGUUAGCUGGACUGUUGAAACUGAUGAUUCAGCAUGUACCUUAAAAGAAGCGUUUGAGAAAGUUAAUCCAUCUGUUGGCUUCAACAUCGAGCUCAAAUUUGAUGACCACAUUGUUUAUCAACAAGACUACCUCGUCCGCGUUCUUCAAGCUGUCUUACAUGUUGUCUUAGAGUAUGCUAAUGGAAGACCAAUUAUUUUCUCAAGUUUCCAGCCUGAUGCUGCUCUGCUUGUCAAGAAACUCCAGACUACUUAUCCUGUAUUUUUCCUAACAAAUGGAGGUACAGAGAUUUACUAUGAUGUUAGAAGGAACUCCUUGGAGGAGGCCACUAAAUUGUGUUUAGAGGGUGGUCUGGAAGGGAUUGUUUCAGAAGUUAAAGGCAUCUUUAGGAAUCCAGGAGCAGUUAACCAGAUCAAAGAGUCGAAGCUAUCUCUUUUGACAUAUGGCAAAUUGAAUAAUGUGCCUGAAGCUGUGUAUAUGCAACAUUUGAUGGGAAUUGAUGGAGUGAUAGUGGAUUUUGUUGAAGAAGUAACAGAGGCUGUGUGUAAGUUAGUGAAGAAGCCAGAGGAUGUUGAAGAUGAGAUAUUGCUGGAAGGGGAGGAAAAAGUUCAAAAUAGACCUCAAUUCUCACAAAGGGAAUUGUCUUUUCUGCUCAAGCUUAUCCCUGAAUUGAUACAAUAAACACUUUCUGCUUGUAUCUCAACCUAUUCCAACAAGGAUAUUCCCAAGUUCGAUGAUUGUAGAUAAAUUUUUAAGCCUUGUUUUACAAGCCUGAAUGAGUGCACUCUUAUUUGUACUUCAUUUAACACCCUUGUCGCUGGGAUUGUCAUACUUAUAACAGUCUAGAGAUGUAGAUAGAGGAUCUUCUACUUUUUUUUUUCUUCCUUUUUUCUUAUUAACCUUUAAUACCCCCUCUUGUUCUGUCAUUUUUUAUGGUCAUACUGGCUACUCUGUAAUCGUGUGGUACCAUAACUUUGAACAAGAGAUAAAGAAGCAAAGGUUCCAUAUCAAAA